Macrosiphum euphorbiae (potato aphid) is the source of this 912-nucleotide messenger RNA. The record is from the annotation of a GenBank genome assembly. NCBI's taxonomy places the organism in Eukaryota, Metazoa, Arthropoda, Insecta, Hemiptera, Aphididae.
AUGAAACUGAAACCUAACCCGACGAAAACUCAAAUAUGUGCGUUCCAUCUGAAGAACAAACUAGCGUCUAGAAAGCUGGACAUCACCUGGGAAGGAGUUAAGUUAGAACACACAACCCAUCCUAAAUAUUUAGGCGUUACCCUUGAUAGAUCACUCAAUUUUAAAGAACACUGUGUUGCCUUGAAACGGAAAAUAUGCACUAGAAACACUCUAUUGCGAAAAUUGGUUAGCUCAAAGUGGGGAGCUCAACCCGAAACAGUUAGAAUCUCGGCACUAGCUCUAUGUUUCUCGGUGGCUGAAUAUGCAUGCCCGGUGUGGGGAAGAUCAACACACACUAAACAAAUUGAUACUGCUUUAAAUGAAACGGUUCGCAUUAUAACAGGAUGCUUAAAGCCAACACCAGUAGACAAAUUAUACCUUCUAGCAGGAAUAGCUCCGCCACAUAUACGUAGACAAAUUGCAAGUGACAUAGAACGGACGAAACAGAUCACGGAUGAAAGGCACCCGAUGUAUAACACACAAGUGGAAGGAUUCCGACUAAAAUCAAGAAAGAGCUUUCUAAAAUGUACUAAGAAAUUAGAAGAUGACCCACAGACAUCAAGAUUAAAGUUAUGGGAGGUAGAGAGCAAGCAAAAAGUUGAAGAGAAGUUACCCCCGGGACAUAACAAUAAAUGGAUGGUCUGGAGAACACUAAAUCACCUACGUACAGGAGUCGGUCGUUCGAGGGAGAACCUAAAAAAAUGGGGAAUAAGCAACGAGAAUGAAGACAUGAGCUGUAUAUGCAGAGAAGUCCAGACAAUGUCGCACCUCCUAAACUGCAAUGAAUGUCCAAUCAAAUGUAACGUAACAGACUUACAAGACGCAAAUAGCAAGGCUAUAAAGUUGGCAGAAUUUUGGAGCGAUAAAAUUUAA